This is a messenger RNA of Larimichthys crocea (large yellow croaker), 3344 nucleotides long. Its product is annotated as uridine-cytidine kinase-like 1. The record is from RefSeq and is a predicted model, not a curated record. Bases 99 to 1739 code for a protein of 546 amino acids. NCBI's taxonomy places the organism in Eukaryota, Metazoa, Chordata, Actinopteri, Sciaenidae. The transcript has 15 exons. Gene Ontology annotation, molecular function: ATP binding; kinase activity.
UUCAUUUUUCCGAUCGUCUCAAACGCAGCAUGAGUUUACGUCCCCUGACGUCAUGACGCUCCCGGUGUUCGGUUGCCGCGCCGCGCCGAGCAGCAGACAUGGAAACAACGAGCAGCGCCGGUAAACCGGACGAGCCGCGGACCGACGAGGGGAUGGAGGCGGACGGGUCCAUGUCGAGGUCUGACAGCGGCAGUGGCGACGACUACCUGGACGGCCUCUCCAGCCGUGUCCCCCGGUGCCCUUUGACCCCGUCUUUAUCGCCACAAAAACGGACCACGAGCCAGUCCAAGACCGAGCCGCCGCUGCUGAGGACCAACAAACGGACCAUCUACACCGCCGGCAGACCUCCGUGGUACAACGUCACCGGGACCACCUUCAAAGAGGCCUUCGUUAUCGGUCUGUGUGGAGGAAGUGCUUCUGGUAAAACAACAGUAGCCAACAAGAUCAUUGAAGCACUGGACGUUCCCUGGGUGGUUCUGCUCUCCAUGGACUCUUUCUACAAGGUGUUGAAUAAAGAAGAGCAGGAGCUCGCGGCCAAGAACGAGUAUAACUUCGACCACCCCGACGCCUUUGACUUCGAGCUGCUGGUCACCGUCCUCAGAAAGCUGAAGAAAGGAAAGAGCGUCAAAGUCCCGGUGUACGACUUCACGUCUCACUGCAGACGCAAAGAAUGGAAAACCGUGUACGGGGCCAACGUGGUCAUCUUUGAGGGCAUCCUGGCCUUCGCCAACAAGGAGCUGCUGAAGCUGCUGGACAUGAAGGUGUUUGUGGACACGGAUUCUGACAUCCGCCUGAUACGGAGGCUGAAGAGGGACAUUUCGCAGCGCGGGCGGGACAUCAGCGGCAUCAUCAAACAGUACAAUAAGUUUGUGAAGCCGGCGUUCGAGCAGUACAUCGAGCCCACGGUGCAGUCCGCUGACAUCGUGGUGCCCAGAGGUGGAGAAAACUUUGUAGCUCUGGAUCUGAUCGUUCAGCACGUUCACAGUCAGCUGGAGAAGAGGAAGCUCCGCUGGGAUAUAUCCGCUCUGGCCUCGGCUCACCAGGGGCAGCCUUUACCCAAAACCCUCAGCGUGAUGGAGAGCAAGCCGCAGGUCCGCGGCAUGCACACCAUCAUCCGGAACAAGGAGACGAACAGAGACGAGUUUAUCUUCUACUCCAAGAGAUUAAUGAGGCUUCUGAUCGAACAUGCCCUCUCCUUCCUGCCUCUCAAGCCGGUGUCCGUGGAGACGCCUCAGGGUGGCGUCUAUGACGGCAAGAGGCUGAGCGGUAAAAGAAUCACGGGAGUUUCCAUCCUGAGAGCAGGAGAGACGAUGGAGCAGGCUCUGAUGGCCGUGUGCAAAGACAUCCGACUGGGGAAGAUCCUCAUCCAGACCAACCACGACACAGGAGAGCCAGAGCUUCACUACCUCCGUCUGCCCAAAGACAUCAGUGAAGACUACGUCAUCCUGAUGGACAGCACCGUGUCCACCGGAGCCGCCGCCCUCAUGGCCGUCAGAGUGCUGCUGGAUCACGACGUGGCAGAGGAUAAGAUCUUCCUGUUGUCCCUGCUCAUGGCAGAGAUGGGCGUCCACUCGGUGGCCUACGCCUUCCCUAAAGUCCGCAUCAUCACCACGGCCGUGGACAAGGAGGUCAACGACCAGUUCCACAUCAUACCGGGAAUCGGUAAUUUUGGAGAUCGUUACUUCGGCACCGACGCUCCGUCAGACUGGUGUGAAAGCGACGAGGGGAUGGACUUCUGAAGGAGGAGAACUUAUUACAGUGGAGACUUGUUACAGAAGCACUUACGGCUGUGAAGAAGAAGAAGAAGAAGAACCUCCUUCAUCCCUCGACCGCUCCGCUUCGCCGACGUCCUCGUGUCCGGCGAGGUAACGCUGUACAAACUGCUUCCUGUUCAGCCGGUGAGCGCUCGGUGGAGAUUUCAGUCCGUCCCUCCACGUUACAGCCGAGUUUAAAGAGCUGUAUUUAUUCCACUGCAGCCAACCCUAAACUACUUACUAAGGAAAAUGCUUGACUACGAUGUAAAUAAUGUUGCCAGUAAUGUGUUUGUGUCCAGAUGAAUCCACGUACUGUCAGUUUACUGGAAGGGCCUUAAAAUAAUCUUUGAGUUUCUUACAUGAUUUUGCACAGUAAGUCUCUUUGCCUUCACAUAAAACAGAUAUUGUAAAUAAAUCAUUCAAACGUCCGGUUGGAGAGUUACCUGGGAAGACUCGGCUAGAGCUCGGCUCAGUUUUAAUCCACAGUGUUCGAUCGAUCCCCUGCUCAGCCGCCUAAUCCGGAAUAAUCCAUUUUGUUUUGCACAAAGUCUCUAUCGCAGGUAUCGGAUGUUUACAGGGUUUAUUUCUGGAGUCAUCCAUCACGUCUAGUUCAGAGUCAUACUGUGAUUUUUAUUUCUUUAUUUUUUAGUGCGUUCCAUCUGUCUGUACUGUAAAAUUAAUAUUACCUCAGGCGACUUUCACUGAAAAUAACAACUAAAGAUUCAUACUUGAAGACGAUGAUCGAAGGGAAACGGUGGACGAACGUUUGUUUAAUCUGUUAAGUUGUUUUUAAUCUGUCUGUUACCACGACAACAACAAAAACACAGCCAUGUAGUUCCUCCACGCUCAUUAUUUUUUUUAAAAACUUAAAGGUCCAGUGUGUGAUUUCUGUUGCGGAUUGCAACCCCCUCCCCUCACCCUUCAUCUCCAAGAAUGAAGGAGAAACUACAGCGGGUGUGAAUCGCCUCUUAUCCAGAGAAAGCAAACUCAACAACACACAAGACAUCGCAGCCAGCGGUCCAACAGCAAGAAGCCCGUUUAAAAAUAUUAACAUCACACCGAUGUAUAACAGAACAGCUGCUUCGAGUCUGCAUGAAAACAUUCCAGCUGAUUCGUGGAGAGACGUCGUCCGUCUUUGACACAAUUUUAAGCAUAAAUGCAUUUUAUUUUGUUAAAAUAAUUAGUAAGAAAGAAAAACACUUGAUUGGCAGAAGAUUUGGAUAGUCAACCAGGGUUUCUAAAUAUUUAAUCGUCUGAUUCCAGCUGAUUAAACCCGAAUGAAAACAUCGUUACGGAUGCCAAAUCCCUCUAAAUGUGACACACUGGACCUUUUUUAAACAUCAACGUACGGCUCGCUUUGCUUUGUCUGUCAAACACUGUGCAGAAACGCAGCGCGCUGAUUUUAAAGCAGCACUUGUGUCAGCAUCAUGUCUGUGUAUUCAAAUAUACUCUGACCUGUACGGGAUGCUCACGUGUUGUUGUGGUAACAUUUUCUUUUAAUGUUUUUAUGUAUUUAUUGUUUGUAGAGAUUCUUCACAUAUUAGUUCUGCACAGACAUUUAUCCCCAGUUACAUAACCAGCCAAACUUUA